CGCGGCCGGAAGUGGGCGGCGCGGCCGCUCCGGGCGCGGCUCGGUGGCCCUGGAGGACCCGGCCGGUGCCCCGGGAGGACCGGCGGACAUGGCGGCGGGGCGGGACGCGAGCGGGGCGCUGCUCACCUGGCUCCGCAGCUUUGACCCCCCCGGGCCGUGCGCGGCCCCCCCGGACCUGGCCAGCGGGGAGAGCCUGGGGCACGCGCUGCACCGCAUAGACCCCUCGUGGUUCGACGAGUCGUGGCUGGGCCGGAUCCGGGGGGACCCCGAGGGCGGCGCCCCCGCCAAGGCGGAGCCCCUGCGCCAGCUGCUGCACAGCGUGCUGGAGUACUGGCAGCACGUGCUGGGCCGGGCGCUGGCGGAGCGGCACGUGCCGGACGCGGCGCGGGCGCGGCGCGGCGACCCCGAGCAGCUGCGCAGGCUGGCGGCGCUGGUGCUGGGCUGCGCCGUCUGCUGCGAGCGCAGGGAAGAGCACAUCCGGCGCAUCAUGACGCUGGAGGAGCCCGUGCAGCGCGAGGUGAUGGCGGCCAUCCAGGAGCUCCUGGACCCGGAGCCGCCGGAGCCGAUGGCGGCCGAGACCUACGGGAGCUGGGACACCCAGUCCCGCCAGUAUUACUUCCUGAGCCAGGAGCCCCCCGAGGAGGGGUCGGGGCAGCGCUGCCGCGAGCUGGAGCAGCAGCUGGCCGCGCUGCAGGAGGACAAGGCGCUCCUGGCCGCCGAGAACCGCGCGCUGCGGCAGCGGCUGCAGGACGGCGGCGCCCCGAAGCUGCAGCGGCUGCAGGCGCAGGUGGAGGAGCUGCAGGAGGAGAACUGCAGGCUGGAGAGCGGCCGCGAGGAGCUGCGGGCGCGCUGCGCCAGGCUGGAGCGCGAGGCGCGGGAGCUCGCAGUGCUGGCCGGGGAGGCGCGGGCGCUGCGCGACGAGCUGGAGCUGCUCAGGCCGUCGGCGGCGCGGGCGGGCCGGCUGGAGGCGGCGGUGGCCGGGCUGCGGGGCCGGGCGGCGGCGGCGGGCGAGCUGCGGCGGCGGGCGCGGGCGCUGGAGGAGCGCCACGCCGCCCAGGCGCGCCGCGCCGCGCACCUGCAGGCGCAGCUGGGCCGCGCCCAGGCCGGCCGCGCGCAGCUGGAGGCGGCGCGCCGGCAGGUGGCGGAGCUGAGCGGGCAGCAGGCGGAGGCGGCGCUCAGGGAGCAGCGGUGGCAGCUGGAGCUGCGGCAGCUGCGGGAGAGAUGCGAGGCGCUGAGCCGGGAGAAGGAGCGGCUGCAGGAGCAGCGGGACACGCUGCGCGAGGCCAACGAGGAGCUGCGCUGUGCACAGGAGCUGCAGAGGCACCUGGGCCGGGCAGACGCGGCGCUGGAGGGGGGCGCGGCCCCUGCCCGGAAUUUGGCGGCCGAGAUCCUUCCCGCCGAGCUCAGGGACACGGUGACGCGGCUGCGGCGCGAGAACCGGCGGCUGCGGCUGCAGCGGGAGCAGCUCCGGCACAGGCUGGAGGCCGCAGGGGCAGCGGAGCCUCGGACGGCGCCGGGCAGACCCCAGGAGGAGCUGGCGCUGCUGGAGGAGACCCCCGAGGAGCUGGAUGAGCUGCUGGAGGGAGAGGAGGAGGAGGAGGAGGAGGAGGAAGAGGAGGAGGAGGAAGAGCUGAAGCUCUCCAAGGCUGGAUUUGGAGGUUCCACGAGGCCGCCCCCCCAGAACCCCCCCUCACCCCCUGGGGACCCCCCCGGGCCUGCCCCCCUGGCCCCCGUGCUGCGGCUGCUCCGCGGCCAGCUGCAGGAGAAGGACGCGCUGAUCCGGCACCUGGAGAGCGACCGGGAGCGCAGCUGGGCGCAGCGGGAGCGCGAGGAGCGGCUGCUGGUCACGGCCUGGUACAACAUGGGGCUGGCGCUGCAGCGGUGCGAGGCCGGCGCGGCCGCGGCGGCUCCUCACGGCGGCGGCGCCCUGUCCUUCCUGGCCCGGCAGCGCCUGGCCACCGCGGCGCGGCGGGCGCGCGCCCCGCACGGCCGGGCCCCCCCCAGCUGAGGGGGGUCCCCGCAGACCCCAGACCCCCUCGCUCUGGGCCGGUCCCAAGGUCUCACACCCCGCGCCUUUCGCGGGGUUUUUAGCACUUCUAUUUUUGUAGCUGAUUUUCGGGGGGUUUUCUGUGUGUUACCCCCAUAAAUUGUUCUAAUAAAGGAUCAGGGUUCAGCG
Messenger RNA from Passer domesticus (house sparrow), 2176 nucleotides. RefSeq names its product hook microtubule tethering protein 2 (gene HOOK2). Gene Ontology annotation, molecular function: dynein light intermediate chain binding; microtubule binding. NCBI's taxonomy places the organism in Eukaryota, Metazoa, Chordata, Aves, Passeriformes, Passeridae. The transcript is spliced from 22 exons. The record is from RefSeq and is a predicted model, not a curated record. Gene Ontology annotation, cellular component: cytoplasm; centrosome. Bases 89 to 2008 code for a protein of 639 amino acids. Gene Ontology annotation, biological process: cytoskeleton-dependent intracellular transport; cytoplasmic microtubule organization.